AUGGCCACUCAAAGACUCGGUUCCAUCAUCUCCCAUCUCUCCCCCACCAAGACAGGUGUCGCUGCCAUCACUCAAAAGAACCCCGACGACAUCGUCAUCACCCUCGCUCUCCGCACACCCUUGGCCAAGGGCAAGAAGGGCGGCUUCAAAGAUACGGACCUCGACUACAUCGUCUACGCCUUGUUGAAGCAAUUCGUCGAGAAGAGCAAGAUCGACCCCUCACUAGUCGAGGACAUCUGCCUCGGCAAUGUCGGCGACAUCGGCGCCGCCUACAAGGUCCGCGCGGCCAUGCUCGCCGCCGGCUUCCCACACACCUCUGGCGCCAGCAGCGUCAAUCGAUUCUGCUCCUCGGGCCUGAAAGCAGUGCAAGAUAUCGCUUCACAGAUCACCACCGGCAGCAUCGACAUCGGCAUCGCACUGGGUGGCGAGAGCAUGUCCAACGCCACCGGCGGUGGAACUAGCUUCUCCCCCGAAGUCGAGGCCAACCAGGAAGCCGCCGACUGCAAGCAGCCCAUGAUCCAGACCUCCGAGAACGUCGGCAAUGACUUCAACAUCUCGCGCCGCCAGCAGGACGAAUAUGCCGUCGAGAGUUUCCGAAGGGCCGAGGUCGCGCAGAAGGCCGGCUGGUUCGACGAUGAGAUCGUCCCCAUCACCACAAAGGUCAAGGAUCCCAAGACUGGCGAGGAGAAGACCGUCACUUUGACUAGGGAUGAGGGUCCACGUUAUGGCACAACCCUCGAAAGUCUACUCAAGAUCAGACCUGCCAUGCCACAAUUCGGUGACAAGACGACCGGUGGAAACGCCAGUCAGGUCACCGACGGAGCCGCCGGCGUGCUCCUCAUGAAACGCUCCAAAGCCAUCGAACUCGGCCAGCCGAUCCUCGCCAAAUUCUGCGGCGCGACCGUCGCCGGCGUGCCCCCGCGAAUCAUGGGCAUCGGCCCCUCGGCCGCGAUCCCCAAGCUCCUCGGCAAAUUCCAGCUGACCAAGGAAGACAUCGACAUCUUCGAGAUCAACGAGGCCUUUGCCUCCAUGGCCGUCUACUGCGUCAACGUCCUGGGUCUGGACCACGCAAAGGUCAACCCCCGCGGUGGUGCGAUUGCCCUGGGCCAUCCCCUCGGCGCCACCGGUGCCCGCCAGAUCUGCACCAUCUUGAGCGAGGCCAGGCGGACCAAGAAGAAGAUCCUCGUCACCUCCAUGUGUAUCGGUUCAGGUCAGGGUAUGGCUGGUCUUUUCGUCAAUGAACAGGUAUAG
Exophiala bonariae is the source of this 1251-nucleotide messenger RNA. RefSeq lists its product as uncharacterized. The transcript has 4 exons. Bases 1 to 1251 code for a protein of 416 amino acids. Lineage: Eukaryota; Fungi; Ascomycota; Eurotiomycetes; Chaetothyriales; Herpotrichiellaceae. Gene Ontology annotation, biological process: fatty acid beta-oxidation; phenylacetate catabolic process. Gene Ontology annotation, cellular component: peroxisome. The record is from RefSeq and is a predicted model, not a curated record. Gene Ontology annotation, molecular function: acetyl-CoA C-acyltransferase activity.